UUAGGGCUGAGGGUAGCCCAGGAUGGCCGCAGCUUCAUAUGAUCAGUUGUUAAAGCAAGUUGAGGCACUAAAGAUGGAGAACUCCAACCUUCGGCAGGAGCUAGAGGAUAACUCAAAUCACUUAACAAAACUGGAAACGGAGGCAUCUAACAUGAAGGAGGUGCUGAAACAGCUACAAGGAAGUAUUGAAGAUGAGGCAAUGGCAUCUUCUGGACAAAUUGACUUACUGGAGCGACUUAAAGAACUGAACUUGGAAAGUACCAACUUCCCUGGGGUGAAGUUAAGGACAAAGGUGUCCGUUCGUUCGUACGGGAGCCGGGAAGGGUCCGUGUCAAGCCGUUCAGGAGAGUGCAGUCCUGUUCCAAUGGGAUCAUUUCCAAGAAGAGGAUUUAUGAAUGGAAGCAGAGAAAGCACUGGUUACUUAGAAGAGCUAGAAAAAGAGAGAUCUCUUUUGCUUGCGGAGCUUGAGAAGGAAGAGAAAGAAAAAGACUGGUAUUAUGCCCAACUCCAGAACCUGACUAAAAGGAUUGAUAGUCUCCCCCUCACUGAAAAUUUCUCCCUGCAAACAGAUAUGACGAGAAGGCAGUUGGAGUAUGAAGCAAGGCAGAUCAGAGCUGCAAUGGAAGAACAGCUAGGUACUUGUCAGGACAUGGAGAAGCGAGCACAGGCAAGGGUGGCGAGAAUUCAACAAAUAGAGAAGGACAUUCUUCGUAUACGACAGCUCCUGCAAUUACAAGCAGCUGAAGCAGAGAGAGCACCUCAAAGCAAGCAUGAUGCAGGUUCCCAUGAUACAGAGAGGCAGAAUGAAGGUCAAGGAGCAGCAGAAAUCAGCGUGGCAACUGGCAGUACUGGUCAGGGUUCUGCUGCUCGAAUGGACCAUGAGACAGCCAGUGUUAUGAGCUCUAGCAAUAACUAUUCUGUUCCUCGCAGACUGACAAGUCAUCUGGGUACCAAGGUGGAAAUGGUGUAUUCAUUGUUAUCAAUGCUUGGUACUCAUGAUAAAGAUGACAUGUCAAGAACACUGCUAGCCAUGUCUAGCUCCCAGGACAGCUGCAUAGCCAUGCGUCAGUCUGGAUGUCUUCCUCUCCUCAUCCAGCUCUUACAUGGCAACGAUAAAGACUCUGUCUUGUUAGGCAACUCCCGUGGCAGUAAAGAGGCCCGUGCCAGAGCCAGCGCAGCGCUGCACAACAUCAUUCACUCCCAGCCCGACGACAAGCGAGGCAGGCGGGAAAUCCGCGUGCUCCAUCUCUUGGAGCAGAUCCGUGCUUACUGUGAAACCUGUUGGGAAUGGCAGGAGGCACAUGAACAAGGCAUGGACCAAGACAAAAACCCAAUGCCUGCUCCAGUGGAUCAUCAAAUCUGUCCUGCAGUGUGUGUUUUGAUGAAACUUUCAUUUGAUGAAGAACACAGGCAUGCGAUGAAUGAGCUUGGAGGUUUGCAGGCCAUUGCUGAACUAUUGCAAGUGGACUGUGAGAUGUAUGGACUUACAAGUGAUCACUAUAGUGUUACCUUAAGGAGGUACGCUGGAAUGGCUCUGACAAACUUGACUUUUGGAGAUGUGGCAAACAAGGCUACAUUAUGUUCUAUGAAGGGCUGCAUGAGAGCUCUUGUAGCCCAACUGAAAUCUGAAAGUGAAGACUUACAGCAG
Molecule: messenger RNA, 1648 nt
Organism: Merops nubicus (carmine bee-eater)
Lineage: Eukaryota; Metazoa; Chordata; Aves; Coraciiformes; Meropidae
Product: adenomatous polyposis coli protein-like
Exons: 12
Biological process (GO): cell fate specification; nervous system development; negative regulation of microtubule depolymerization
Cellular component (GO): catenin complex; beta-catenin destruction complex; cytoplasmic microtubule
Molecular function (GO): microtubule binding; gamma-catenin binding; beta-catenin binding
Source: RefSeq, a predicted model, not a curated record